Messenger RNA from Gadus morhua (Atlantic cod), 1624 nucleotides. RefSeq names its product replication termination factor 2 (gene rtf2). The record is from RefSeq and is a predicted model, not a curated record. Gene Ontology annotation, cellular component: nucleus. Bases 114 to 1058 code for a protein of 314 amino acids. The transcript has 9 exons. Lineage: Eukaryota; Metazoa; Chordata; Actinopteri; Gadiformes; Gadidae. Gene Ontology annotation, biological process: mitotic DNA replication termination.
UCCGAGUUGUACGCAUUUCUUGUUUGUUUACUAACUCUGGACUUCCUGCUUGACUGGAGUUCUUCUCUUUAUCAACAAACUAACCCUAACCGGUCAACAAUAACCUUUUCAAAAUGGGAUGUGAUGGUGGCACUAUCCCUAAAAGACACGAAUUGGUGAAAGGCCCGAAGAAAGUGGAAAAGGUGGACAAGAAUGCAGAACUAUUUGCCAAAUGGAAAUAUUGCGCCCUGACCCAGGAGAAACUCAAACGGCCCAUCAUCACGUGUGAACUGGGAAGACUCUACAACAAAGAUGCUGUCAUUGAGUAUCUUCUUGAUAAAACCGCUGAGAGACCACACGCAGACGUUGUUUCUCACAUCCGUGGGAUGAAGGAUAUCCAGGAGCUGAAUUUCACAGAUAACCCGGAAUGGGAAGGCGAAGGUAGAAUCUCUAAAGGAGACCGUUACGAGGACAUGCACCUUGCCAUGUUCAUUUGUCCCGUGGUGGGCCUGGAGAUGAGCGGCAAACACAGGUUUUGCUACCUCCAGAAAUGUGGCUGUGUGUUUUCAGACCGGGCCCUAAGGGAGGUAAAGUCAGAGAUCUGCCACAAGUGUGGAGAGCAAUUCAAAGCUGAAGAUAUAGUGGUGCUCAACGGCACUAAGGAGGAUGUAGAGAAGCUCAAGCAGAGGAUGGAGGCGAAGAGGGCUCAAGCAAAAAAAACUAAGAAAUCCAAGAAGAGCAAAGUUGCUGAGACUGUGGCCGGAGUAUCUGAGUUAAAAGAGAAAACAACUUCCGGACCGGACUCUCAGGGAACUUGCUCAACACAAGAGGGCAGUGAAAGCACAGCCCCUGUUCCUGCCCCUGUUCCGGCGCCAGAGGUGGCGGGGCCCUCUGUAUCCAGCGGCUCCUCCAUCGCCAAGGGGGCCAAAGCCGCCGCGGCCUCCAUCUCCAAGAGGUCCUACCAGGAGAUGGGCGAGAAGUCUGAGGUCUUCAAGUCUCUCUUCACUACUCACACCUCCGCCAAGCGAACCAAGGACCAGACCUCCAACUGGGUCACCCACACGCCCUAUCACUUCUAGGGGUCUCCACACCUGGAGGGAAGAACAACGCAAACAAAUACAGAGGGUUUCUCUUGGCUUUUUAUGGGAUUCUUUUGUUUCUCUCUCUCUCUCUCUCUCUCUCUCUCUCUCUCUCUCUCUCUCUCUCUCUCUCUCUCUCUCUCUCUCUCUCUCUCUCUCUCUCUCUCUCUCUCUCUCUCUCUCUCUCUCUCUCUCUCUCUCUCUCUCUCUCUCUCUCUCUCUCUCUCUCAGGUGUCUUCUGACCCUUGAGGCUAUAUAGGGACAUGAUCCAAGUAUUCCUUGUAGACACUUUGCUCUUUGUUUACAAUGUAUGCCCACUUUGUUAAUCAGUCCCUCAGCUGUCUUAUUACCGUCCAUGGUUGAAUCCCUGGGAUAUUUCAUGUUGUAACAGCAAAGGCCCAUUGAGAGUUGAGGCUUGAGAGUGAUGUGGAUGUUGGUGUUCAUGUAUAUAUAUAUACAGAUAUUCUAUGUAUCUGUAUACGUAUGGGAUUUUUCUGUUUUCAAUCUCUAAAUUUCAGAUGUACCAAGUCAAACAAAAUAAAUAGGCUGCUUUUCAGAAAUUAUUA